CAGCUGGAGCAAGCGAGAAGAGGUCGACGGCUACCUGUUUGUAUCGGCCGGGUUUGGCAAGAUGAAACCAGGGCAAAUGGCCUCACCUCUCAUCAAGAUCAACAAGAUGGGCUCGCAGAUACUCAAAGGACUGUUCAACCACAACCCCCUCACGCUGGAGUGGUCCAAGGAUGUGGCGGACUUCAUGGAUAAAUUCGAACCGCUCUUUCCCAAAGGGCGAGGGCUGACGAAUGUGUAUCUGAAACUCAUAUCAUGUGACAUUGAGAAGGACAUAGAGGCCUUUGACAAACCUUACUGCAUACUACUGGGAUCAGAGGACGAGUACAUCGAUGUCAAUGGAGUGGUGGAGGUCUUCAAACGCUGCAAAAAGGUUCACUCUAGCAGGAAGUUCGUUAAAGUGUUGCCGGGAGAGUCGACCUUCUCUACUGCGUUGCAUGUGAGUCAUAUCAUGCCAUGGCUGGCCACACUGUGUAAGAGUGCGUGUAUGCCCACAGAGGGUACCUCGCUUCCGAAUAAUACGAAACUCUCCGACUUCGACAUUAAGGCCUUAAUUGGAAAGGGUGGGUUUGCACAGGUACGGCUGGUUCAGCACAAAAAGACUGAACAUUACUUCGCCCUCAAAAUCAUGGACAAGAAGAAAAUGCUGGAGAUGGACGCGGUUGACAAUGUACUGGCCGAGAAACAAAUCAUGGGUGAAAUCGACUUUCCUCUGUUGGUGAAUUUGUCAGCUUCAUUUAAGGAUGCGAAGAAGGCUUAUCUGGUAAUGGAUUACCUGGUGGGUGGUGAGCUGUUUACGCUUAUUAAGCUCAGCAGGCGUUUCAGUGAAAGUAUAGCCAAAUUCUAUAUAGGCGAGAUCAUCUUGGGGUUGGAUUAUCUCCACACAAAUAACAUAAUCUUCAGAGACCUUAAACCAGAGAAUAUACUCAUCGAUCAGAGAGGCCACAUCCGAAUAUGUGAUUUUGGCUUCGCAAAGCGUCUGAACAGCCGAGACGACCGCACCAACACCUUCUGCGGCACACCGGAGUACCUUGCACCGGAAGUCAUAGACAACAUAGGCGGAUACAACCGAUUAGUAGAUCUCUGGGCGUUGGGUGUAGUGGCCUUUGAGUGCCUCACUGGGCGUAUGCCGUUCUCGGCAAAGGGUGAUCUGUUGUAUGUGCACAUCUUGGAGGAAGAACCGGAGUACCCCACCUACAUCUCAGCACAGGCAAAGGCGUUUGUAAGUGGACUGUUGUGCAAAAAUAAACGCCAACGACUGGACUUCCUGUUUGAUUAUACAGCCGCCAGUGGAACGAAUAAACGUCCCUACGCCUCGUCCGCCAGUCUCAGCCCUCUAAACACCCAUCGACCACGUCGUAGCACCAGCCAUUCACGCUAUACCGUGCGCUCCCAUCCGUUCUGGGAUGGCUUCGACUGGGACAAACUGGAGGCCUUUGCCAUGGCCGCCCCCUUCACCCCUGCAUUCCGUGAUUUCUCCGAUACAAACAAUUUCAUUACGUACGAAGACAUGAAACAACCCAUGAGCGCCCUGACAGAGUCAGUCUACAGUAAGAAAGAUGCAGGGCAUACGCCGUCGCAGAAGUCACAGAAGUUGCAAACCACCGGCAAAUACAGCAUCAGGAGUAACCGUGAAAACAGCGCGUACGGGCAAGAACUAGACGACCUCUUUAAAGAUUUCUGAAGGCACCCGCAGUCCCAUGCACAGGCAUUGCUAGGAGUACGGGUUUAAAAACGUAUUAAUAAAGAGUAAUGUGGUAA
Molecule: messenger RNA, 1758 nt
Organism: Sphaeroforma arctica JP610
Lineage: Eukaryota; Ichthyosporea; Ichthyophonida
Product: AGC/PKA protein kinase
Exons: 13
Biological process (GO): protein phosphorylation
Molecular function (GO): protein serine/threonine kinase activity; ATP binding
Source: RefSeq, a predicted model, not a curated record